AUGGGGGGCAAGAAAGAAUCCAAGGCCGCUUACUUCGAGAAGCUCGAGGCUCUCCUCAAGGAGUACAAGAGCAUCUUCAUCGUCACCGUUGACAAUGUCUCGUCGCAGCAGAUGCACGAGAUCCGUCAGUCGCUCCGCGGCGAGGGUGUCGUCCUCAUGGGAAAGAACACCAUGGUCCGCCGUGCUCUGAAGGGUCUUAUCAACGACUACCCCGAGUACGAGCGUCUCCUUCCCCACGUCAAGGGCAACGUCGGUUUCGUCUUCACCAACGCCGACCUCAAGGACACCCGUGAGAAGAUUCUCUCCAACCGUGUCGCUGCCCCCGCUCGUGCCGGUGCCGUCGCCCCCGGCGAUGUCUACAUUCCCGCCGGAAACACUGGUAUGGAACCCGGAAAGACCUCUUUCUUCCAGGCUCUCGGUGUCCCCACCAAGAUUGCCCGUGGUACCAUCGAAAUUACCUCCGACUUGAAGCUCAUCGAGGCCGGUAACAAGGUCGGUGCCUCCGAGGCUACCCUGCUCAACUUGUUGAACAUCUCUCCCUUCACCUACGGUAUGGGUAUCUUCCAGAUCUACGACAACGGCCAGACCUUCGAUGCCUCCGUCUUGGACAUCGAGGAGUCCCAGCUGCUCAAGGCUUUCUCCUCUGCCAUCGCCACCAUUGCCAGUAUCUCCUUGGCCACCGGCUUCCCCACUCUGCCUUCCGUCAUGCACUCCGUUGUCAACUCCUACAAGAAGGUUCUCUCUGUUGCCAUUGAGACCGACUACGAGUGGGAGGAGAUCGCCGAGCUCAAGGACCGCAUCGCCAACCCCGACAAGUACGCUUCCGCUGGCCCUGCCGCGGCUGCUACUUCCGGUGGUGACGCCCCUGCCGCCAAGGAGGAGGCCAAGGAAGAGGAGAAGGAGGAGUCUGAGGAUGAGGACAUGGGCUUCGGUCUCUUCGACUAA
Alternaria postmessia is the source of this 945-nucleotide messenger RNA. RefSeq lists its product as uncharacterized. Gene Ontology annotation, cellular component: cytosolic large ribosomal subunit. The transcript has 3 exons. Gene Ontology annotation, biological process: ribosomal large subunit assembly; cytoplasmic translation; ribosome biogenesis. The record is from RefSeq and is a predicted model, not a curated record. Gene Ontology annotation, molecular function: structural constituent of ribosome; large ribosomal subunit rRNA binding. NCBI's taxonomy places the organism in Eukaryota, Fungi, Ascomycota, Dothideomycetes, Pleosporales, Pleosporaceae. The coding region runs from base 1 to 945 and encodes 314 amino acids.